UUUCCUCAUAUAAGACUCAGCGCAAUUUGUUUUCGAUAGUAGGUAACCUUGGAACUAUACGGGGACAUAUCCAAUAUACCUACCUACCUCCUUACUUCCUAUACGCUGUAUAAUUCUGACACACCUUACACAUAAACGGGGUUAACGUCGCAAGGCCGUUCAAGAUGGAGUGUACAGCCUCUCGUAGGCCACCGCAGACCACACUCCACAUUUUCCAUGACAAUUUGGCCAACAAAUGGAAGUCUAAGGCAUAUUGCGGCCGCGAAUAUUAUCGAAGCCAUGAGAUUGUCAAAUGGAUGUUACGCCAAGAUACCACGGAGCGCGCAACCAAUGCUGGAUUGCUUCUCACCGAGGUGUACCACAAGUCAGGCUCCGUCCACGUCCCUAGUUCCUGGAAAAUCUCUGAUGGGGAUUGCCGCUGUUUGAUUGUGUUUGCCAUCCUCCUAGAGUUGGAUUGCGGCCAUUUGAUCGACCUCUUCCAGCGAUAUAAUAUCACCGACAAGCGAUUACCUACGCGCGAGAUACCCGAUACCAUGCUGUAUGAGAAUGACUUAAGGAAAGGGGGCAUCCAGGACACGAAACAGUUCUGGAGAUCUUUCUUGGAUAAGAUGUGGUUAUAUUAUCCCUGUGUUCUGGAUUAUAGUAUGCGCAAUGCGUUCCUUGAUCCUGGUCGUGGGAGGUGGAUAAUGCCUUUUGCCAAAAGGCAGGCUGUCAACAUGAAGGGUGGGACAGCACAAGUCUGGGAGGUGGCUGUUCAAGAAUCGCUGGUUCCUCGAAAGCUAGCAAUGGAGGUAGGACGGUCAGAGUAUGAGGACGCCGAACUUGGCAAAUGUUACGUAUUCGCCUUGAAAACGUUUACUCAGGAAUAUCACGAGAUAUUCGAGUGGGAAAGGGAGGCUUAUCUUGCGGUACAGGCCAAGUCUGAGCUGUCUGGCAUGGUAAAGUUUCUCGGGGAGUAUGAGAUCGACGAACAGUUAGAGGAUGGAAGUGUUCAACGUACCUGGAACAUACUUCUUGAAUUCGGAGAACAAGACCUUGAAGAAUUCUUCGCAUCACAGCGGAAUUACCCACCAAACCUUAACCCGGAGACGAUCCAAUUUUGGAACUCACUGUCAAACGUCGCACAAGCUCUAGAUUCGAUGCACAAUCUCGAAGUGGAACGUGAGAAUGGCCGGUACGAUCACUUCUCCGGGUGGCACUGCGACUUGAAGCCUGACAAUAUACUGCGAGUCGAUGGGGAGUUCAAACUGGCGGACUUCGGGUUCGCAAAAUUCAAGCCAAAGAACCCGGGAGGAGUCCCGAAACAGUGUAUAACUGGAGGAACAGAGACUUACGGUGCCCCUGAAUGCGAUCGCGCACGAGACGACCCAACGAAAAGUGUCACUCAAGCAAUCGAUACUUGGUCGUUCGGUUGUGUUUUAUCUGUCUCAGCGACAUGGGUAGCCCUUGGCUAUCAGGGCGUCCGCGCUUAUGAUGAACUCAGACGAAUCGCAAUCAAGAAACUCCGAGAAAGAAAGAAGAGAGGAGAGAACAUCACGGUACCGGCAGCUGAUGAUGCUUUCCAUAAUGGCGUAGAUGUUCUCCCGGAAGUGAGCGAUUGGCAUAAAUACUUGAAAAAAGUUCUGAGGGUAAAUGACACAAUCACUGGGCGGAUCAUUGACCUGGUUGAUGAGACGAUGUUGUUGGCAGAAUCCGUUCGUCCAUCAAAGUGCUCGACGCUAUAUGAUUCUAUCCAAAGUCAAUUGGUGAAGGCACAAGAUCAUUACGAUAAACUUGUGGAGGAUGGAGAACUUGAAUCAGUCGCCGAAUCAGUUCGAGAGGCUUUGCUAAGUGUUGAGAACGAAAGUUCGCUGGUGAACUCUCACGCUCUGGAUGAUAACGGAGCACCUGAUUCCUCUUCCUCUUCACAAUAUCUGCUGCAUCCUGUCGAACGUCACCCGCGCCUAAAAUCUAGCAGAAUCAACAAGUCCAGGAGGAUAAAUGAAGUGAUUCAGGGGAAAGUUGCUCAUCGCCAAGAAGCACUAGGAACCCCAAGCGAUACCGCAUUCAAAGCAAUCCAUGCGUAUCUUAACGAGGAGAUCAAACACUCCGAGGCCAGAGGGUCUUCGAGGAUACCUUUGAUAUUAGGCCCUACCGAAUCCCAAUCCCGCGAAAACCUUGUUGUACGAGAAUCCACCCAACCAGCUUUACGUGUGACACCGCCGUUUCAACAUUCUACACCUCCCAGACCCUCAAAAACCCAUCUCGAAAAAGAGGUAAUUACGUCAGGUUCGCCAUACUCUCCUACAAUAAUAAAUCCGCUGUUUUCAGGAUAUGGCAACUCGGUCGUUGAAAGUCCAGACAACGAUGACUUCCACAUAGAAACUAAGCUACCUCCGAAUGGGUACUCCCAAACCUCGAGGGAAAGCCGUGUACCUACAAUGUCUGGGUUAGAACUCAGCGACUAUCAGGACACAUCGUUGGCGUCGCCUUCAUCUGGAAAGUCUGGCAUAGAUCCAUCGUGGCCAAUGUAUAAAGAGCAUCAGUCGCUAAAGACCAAAGGGAAGGGGUUAAGUAGGUAUCUUCAUCCCAAGAAAAAGGACGAUUUCCUGAAAAAGUUUCUAUUUGACCGAGACAUCAUGUUCCUUGUGGACAACGAUAUGACCAUGUUGCCACUGUGGGAGACGAUGACAACCGUCCUGGAAACCUUGGUAUCUAAAGUUGGCGGGUUGGAUAAAAAUGGACUAGAUCUUGAGUUCACACUUGGAGGGGACCGCAAUGCUUGCAAUGUUUCAGACAAACAGCUUAUCUCUAAGUUUAGAGACGCUAAGGCUGAUGCCCUGUCCCAACAAUAUAACAUCAACACGGAUAUGGCUAAGACUCUAACCCGAAUCUUCGACAAGUAUCUGUUGGACACAAGGCGAGCCAAGACCCUGAUAAUACUUACCGAUGGGGUUUGGGGAGGGACGACUAAUUCUACUGACGUGGAAAAGGCAAUUGCAGACUUCCUCAAGAAGCCCGCUCUCGCACAGAAGCUGGAGAAGCGAUGGUUUACUAUUCAGUUCAUCGCCUGUGGAAAUGAGGUUCCGGAUAUACUACAGCAUCUCGAUGACGACAUCGAGAAGAAGUACUCCAUCCCAGAUGUCAUCGACACCGAGCACAUAUCUGGGGACGUAUACAAGAUGAUAAUAGGAAGCUUCGUUGAUGAGUACGAUGUAGCGACAUCAUCCCAGAUAUCACCAACAUCGCCAUCGAACCCAUCCUUCCCAGGUCUCUCAUCCACACAUGCGGUGUCGCCCUCGAUGCAGGCCCCGAGGACUAGACCUGGCUCUUUCCGAUCGGCAACGAUGUCAAACAUAAAGAGUCUUCUCAGAUAAGAGAGGAAAUGUGACAUAUUACGAUGCUAACUCAACAGGGAUAAUGGGUUGAAUGAUUAACGGCUGCUAUUGAUAGAUUAUCGUAUAUGAUAUCUUGGUUAUAGAACUAAAAGGGGCUUGUAUGGUAAAAAGGGGUUAUGCGAUCGAGGGAUUUACAAAAUUUGUAGGUAUUGUUACAU
Messenger RNA from Annulohypoxylon maeteangense, 3535 nucleotides. RefSeq lists its product as uncharacterized. Lineage: Eukaryota; Fungi; Ascomycota; Sordariomycetes; Xylariales; Hypoxylaceae. The record is from RefSeq and is a predicted model, not a curated record. Gene Ontology annotation, molecular function: ATP binding; protein serine/threonine kinase activity. Bases 165 to 3356 code for a protein of 1063 amino acids. Gene Ontology annotation, biological process: peptidyl-threonine phosphorylation; peptidyl-serine phosphorylation. The transcript has 6 exons.